Molecule: messenger RNA, 2618 nt
Organism: Oncorhynchus gorbuscha (pink salmon)
Lineage: Eukaryota; Metazoa; Chordata; Actinopteri; Salmoniformes; Salmonidae
Gene: nox1
Product: NADPH oxidase 1
Biological process (GO): defense response; superoxide anion generation
Cellular component (GO): plasma membrane; NADPH oxidase complex
Molecular function (GO): superoxide-generating NAD(P)H oxidase activity
Source: RefSeq, a predicted model, not a curated record
AGGGUAUGAAUACUUAUAUAAAUAAGGUAUUUCUGAUGUUUUUUUAAUACAUUUGCAAAACAUAUAUAAAAACCUGUUUUCACUUUGUCAUUUUGGGGUAUUGUGUGUAAAUUGAUGAGGGGGAAUAAAAUACAAUUUUCGAAUAACGCUGUAAAGUAACAAUGUGGAAAAAGUCAAGGAGUCUGAAUACUUUCCGAAUGCACUUUAGAUCCAUGGGAAAGUAACUUGGGAUGUUCUAUAGGUGCAGGCAUGGAUAGACAUGAUCAGGUGGUGGUUUACCCGAAUAUGGCUCAAAAUUGUCUAAGGAAAAAGGCCUCUCCUCAAUUCCUCUGCUUGGAGCCCAAGAGCCAACCAUAGUCGAUCCCCCAAAAAAUCUUCCUCAUUCCAAAGGCGUGGGAAAUGGGAUUCUGACACGCUCUCAACAAAAAUAAAUGAUUACAUCCUCCCUGGGGAAAUGCAAUUUGAUGGACUGUAUUUCCUUGGCAUAACUUUGACUACUGACCUGAAAUGGGUGGGGUUUGAACAGGUGCACUGUAUAAAAACGACUGGUAACGGCUUAAAGACCAGUAGUGGUGGAUGGCAAAAGUCAUUCAAAAUGGGCAACUGGAUCAUUAAUCAUGGACUGACAUACUUCAUACUGGUGGUCUGGAUGGCCAUCAACAUAUUCAUUUUCGUCUGGUUCUACUUCUUGUACGACUUGGGGGAUCGGUUUUUAGGGUCUGCAUUGGCCUGGGCCAGAGCCCCUGCAGCCGUCCUCAACUUCAACUGCCUGCUGAUUCUGCUGCCUGUGUUUCGGAACCUGCUGUCUCUUGUCCGCGGCUCCUUCGUGUGCUGUGGGCGAACUAUGAGGAAACAGCUGGACAAAAAUAUCAUUUUCCACAAGCUGGUGGCCUACAUGAUUGGCCUGAUGCCAGCGGUUCACAUCAUUGCCCAUUUGCUGAACGUGGAGUGGUACUACAACAGCUGGCAUGGAGAGUAUGAUGCCCUCAGCAUGGCCCUGUCCAGACUUAACGACUCGGGCAACACCACCUACCUGAACCCAAUCUGCUCUACAACCACUACUCCGAACCUCCUGGUGUUCACCACCAUCGCUGGGAUCAUGGGCGUAAUCAUCACGCUGGCACUCAUCCUUAUGAUCACUUCGUCCAUGGAGGUCAUCAGGCGCAGCUACUUCGAGGUCUUCUAGUUCACACACCACCUCUUCAUUGUCUUCUUUGCUGGGCUGGUCAUCCAUGGAGCCGGACUCAUAGUUCGAGGUCAAACAAACGUCAAUCCACCAUAUAAUAUCACCUUCUGUAAAGAUCAUAUAGAAGACUGGGGGAAGAAAAAGAUGUGUCCCGUCCCUCAGUUUGCAGGGGGGUUCCCACAGACCUGGAUGUGGGUGAUCGGUCCCAUGGUCCUUGUGUGUGAGACCUUGCUGCGCUUCAUCCGCUACAUUCAGGCUGUCAAAUACAGAAAGGAUGUGUUUGACUACAAAGUCGCCAUGCUGGUUGGCGCUGGAAUCGCAGUCACCCCCUUCGCCUCCAUCCUCAAGUCCAUCUGGGAGACGCAUGCAUUCGAGUGGUUGCAGGUGCUGGAGAGGGAGAUGGAGGAGAGAGGCAUGGGAGACUUCCUCACCUACAAACUCUACCUCACUGGAUGGGAUCAGAGCCAUGCAACUCAUGUGAUGGUUCAUGCGGAUGCGGACACGGAUGUGGUCACUGGUCUGAAGCAGAAAACCAACUACGGCAGGCCGAACUGGGAUAAGGAGUUUGAACAAGUGUGCCAAGAGAAUCCGACGUCAGUGGUGGGCACAUUCUUGUGUGGCCCUGUGGUCUUAGCUACCGUCUUGUCAAAGAAAUGUGUCAAAUAAACAGACGUCGAUCCCUGAAAGACCAAAUUCUACUUCAACAAGGAGACUUCUGAGCAAAACAAUGUCUAAUUUGCCCACCAACCAAAGCUGGCUCUUUGGUCUUCCAAAAUGUUUGCAAAUAGUUGUUUUUAAAACUAUUAAUCUGGGAGCUUCUUGAGUGGUGCAGCGGUACUUCCUUGUUCCAUCGCACUCUAGCGACUCCUUGUGGUGGGCCGGGCGCCUGCAAGCUGACUUCGGUCGCCAAGCCCGACAGUGUUUCCUCCUACACAUUGUUGCGGCUGACUUCCGGGUUAAGCAAGCAGUGCGACUUGGCAGGGUCAUGUUUCGGAGGAUGCGUGGCUUUUGACUUUACCUCUCCUGAGUCCGUAGGAGAGUUGCAGCGAUGGGACAAGACUAUAACCAAAUGGAUAUCAAGAAAUUGAGGGGGGGGAAUAUUUUUUACAAGAAUCUGAACAUGACAGAUGCUGUAGAGUAUAUCAGCCCUUAAUACCUUUUUGGAUUCUGCUUCCUCCACAGAAAACUGACAAGCCUUGCACAUUUAGCCAAAUGUGCACAAAAUUAGAGAAAUAAGCUUUUUGUGCAUAUGAAACAUUUCAACUCAAACAUGCAACCAACACUUUAAAUGUUUUAUUCAGUGUAGAAUAAACAAUCAACAAUGGCUCUUCAAUCUGAACAUGACACUGAGGCCUUUGAGUGUCACGCUUUCAAGGUGUAGCUACAGAGAAGGAAAUGAUAGCAAUAUUUUUACAAAAGCCCUAUUGUAUAU